AUGCUGCUGGUGAAGCAACACGUCGAGCGGGACCUGUCUGGUUACGUCACUCUGCGCCCGCAAGAGGACGAGGACAUGUGGCACGCCUACAACCUCAUACAACACGGCGACGAAUUAUGCGCCUCGGCCGUCCGAAGGGUCACCACCGAAUCCUCGACGGGAUCGACGACGUCGCAGCGCGUGCACCUCAAGCUGACCAUCGUCGUCGAGAAGGUGCUCUAUUCGGCUCUGGCUGCGGGAGGCGAGAGUGGCAGUGCAGCCGCCGACUCGUCGAGUGCAGCUGGCACAUCGACGCGUGGAGCACCAUCACCUGAACAGCUGACGACGGCAGCUACGACGGGCACAGGCGGUGGCUCACAUUCAGCGACGCUGCACGUCUCGGGCAAGGUCUCGUCCGAGAACCCUCAUGUCAAAAAGGGCGCGUUCCAUACGUUGGAUCUGGAGAUCGGUCGCGAUUUCACCAUCAUUAAACAACAGGGGGAAUGGGAUUCGGUCGCAAGGGAUAGGGUGGCCGAAGUAACCGAGCCGGGGAGAGGAGCCGAGGUCGGCGCGAUCGUUUGCGGUGAAGGUGAGAGGCAACUUCGGCGUCAGAUCCGAGGUUGGGCGGUGAAUGUAAUAAAAUUGAAGUGUUGGUGAUGCCCCUAGGUAUUGCCAACAUUUGCGUCAUAACGAACCACACGACCAUCAUCCGACAACGAAUCGACGUCGCCGUGCCGAGGAAACGGAAAGGUGGGGGGACCGCCCUGGGAGCAGACAAGGUGUGUGAGAGCCGCUCUAUAUGGAGAAACAAUUCCAAGGACUGAGUUUGUAAUUCUUAGGCCCACAAUCGCUUCAAUCAACAAGUCUACGCCGCCGUCGUACGGCAUUUCGAUUUCGACACCAUCAAGGUGCUCAUCCUCGCCUCGCCCGGCUUUACCAAGGAGUCCGUCUACGCUUAUAUUAUGGAAGAGGCUGUGGUCAGUCAUUAAAAGGUGCACGCGUCAACGAAUCAAAGUGUUUUGAUUGCAUUGUAAUUGGCUCUCUUUACCAGCGGCAAGGGAACAAGACACUGCUGCAGGCCAAAUCGAAAUUUCUGCUCCUGCAUUCGCCCUCGCACCACGUCCACUCGCUUGCGCACAUCCUGUCCAGUCCCGAGGUCAGUUUGGUAUUAGGGCUCUCUUUUACGUGCAGGAGUGCUGCAUUUGAUGACGUAUCUUUGUCUCCUGUGCACCCCCUCUUCAGAUCUCCUCACAACUUAAAGACACCAAGUUCGCUCAGGAGGGUCUGAUGCUCGAAAAGUGAGCGGACAGGUCGACCUUACCAUGACCCACGCAGAGUGCAGGGCUAGGACUGACGACAAAACGUUUGUCUCACAGAUUCUUCAAAAUGCUUGAUGAGAACCCGCUGAGGGCUUGGUAUGGCGAGGACCACGUCUUCAAGGCCGCAGAUCGGGGCGCGAUUGGGAAGCUGUUGAUCUCGGAUGAGAUUUUCAGGUGCGUUCCGACCGAAUCCGACCUGUUGUAGUGGACAAACUGAUCAUUCAGAGGAAUCGAUCUCUCCUCCGAGUGACAGGUCUCCUAUCCCCGCUCGAAGGAAACGGUUCGUUCGCUUGGUCGAAAGCGUCAAGGCCUAUGGGGGCGAAGUACUGAUCUUUUCGAGUAUGCACGAGUCGGGACAACGCAAGUCGUGUCGUCGCUCGAGAGUCGGAUCCAAAGAAGCCUGGGACUGAUUUUGUCUCGGGGUGUUUCUUUUGCCGCAGAAUUGAAUCAGUUGACGGGUAUUGCGGCAUUAUUAACGUACCCUUUGGAUGUCGAGGAUGUACUGGAAGAGGAGAGGGUCGAAGCGGAGGAGGCAGAGAGAAAGCAAGAGGAAGAAGAGGGAGAUGAGCAAGUGGAGCGAUGA
Microbotryum saponariae is the source of this 1881-nucleotide messenger RNA. The record is from the annotation of a GenBank genome assembly. Lineage: Eukaryota; Fungi; Basidiomycota; Microbotryomycetes; Microbotryales; Microbotryaceae.